Messenger RNA from Chilo suppressalis (striped riceborer), 2013 nucleotides. The record is from the annotation of a GenBank genome assembly. Lineage: Eukaryota; Metazoa; Arthropoda; Insecta; Lepidoptera; Crambidae.
CUUUUUGACACGAGUUGUCAAUAAAAUUAUUUGUCGUGCCGUUUUGUGGUAUAGCAUAGCAAUAGCAUUUCAUAACUUAAUAUUAUGUGAUCCAUUGUUUAAAAAUAGUAAAUCAUUAUUAAAAUGGUUUACUAUCAUACAUCAAGAAACGUUAAAAUCUUACGAAAUAUUUUAAAUGACUUUGGUGCCUCAAGUGAAGUUUCACCAUAUGAAUACAUGAAGAUGUAUAUCGAUAAGUGCCCAGAGUCCUCUGAGGAUUCGAAGAUUUCUUGGAUAGCUGAAAUGUUUUUAAGUAUUCAGAAACACGGUAAAUUUUUAAGAGAAAUAGCUUCACAUAUGUCGAUUGAACUUGCCGAACAUGAUCAAGAUUAUUUUAUGAUAAUCUUACAUGCAAUCACUUUCCAAAUAGAACCCAAAGAUAUGCAACUACUAUAUAAAUGCCUUUUUAAUCUCAGUAAGCCAUUACUUUACACGUUCACCAAGUUCUUAAGCAACAAUGAAGUUCUAACUUUUAUAACACAAAUAGCACAGCCAAUGUAUGAUAUGAAUUACAUUACAGAGAAAAUAAUUAACCCAUUAUUCAUUUGGCAACCAUACAUCAGUGAAAUGGCUCAUAGUUAUGCAGAGUAUGUGUGGAAACUAGAAAGUAGAAAAAUUAAACCUCCUACCAUACCUAUUCAACCUAACGUCCUAAACAAAAGAACUAAAGAGCAUGCAGCACAUUCGACUGAUGCCACUGUUCCAAUAACACCUCCCAAUUCCAUACAAGUGAAAAAGAAAAUGCUUACAAAAAGUGCUAUUGAUAAUAAGCUUAAGAAUAUACACGAAAAAAACAAGCAAAGAGCCGCUCAUUUUCUAAAUGAUAUAAAAAAUAAAAAUUUACAUUAUGCUCAACCCAAAUCCGAAAAAUAUUACAAAACAAUCAGCAACAUAAAAGACGAAGCAGAAAAUGAAUUAACAAAACCAUUGCUGAAAAGUAAAUAUCCGUCCACUGUAAAUUCGAAGCUUCCACCGGUUAAAGACACUGUAGCUAAUUUAAAAAGAACAAAUAAACGAAUACAAAUCGCCCAAGAGGAAGAAGUCGAGUGGUUAGAAACUUUACUAUCGACAUGUAGAAAUACCGCCAAAAUUUCUGAAAUGGAAGAAUUUGACCGACAAGAACGAGAAAGAGAGCGGUUGCUAGAUAUAGAAAGAAAACACCUUAUGGGACUUAUAUCGUAUGAAGAAGCUGUUAUUUCAAAAAAGAAACUUCUUGAUGAGAAAAAAAAGAAGUAUGAAAAAUUCUUGAAAGAAAAAGAGAUCUGGAAUCAAGAAAUUGAAAAAUGGCGUAAAUCAGAAAUGGAGAAAAACCGCAAACAGAUAGAAAAGUUGUCUCUCAUAGAACUUAAUCUAAUACAAGCUAAAAAUGGAAUCGCCACUAAAAAAAAGGAGAUAGCAAAAAACGUGAGAAAGGAUUCAGAAAUGAUCAUUGCCGAUGCCAUGAAAGCAAAACAAGAUGAACUAGAUCAUCGAGUUAACAUGAUAAAGGAAAUCAAAAUUCUUGCUUCCAUUGCAAAAGCAGCAAAAGUUCCGAAAAUAAUAGAUCUCACUGAAACUUCUGGCUUAGGACUUUUAUGUGAAAUGUCUUUUGCUGAAUUGCAAGAGAGAUUAAGUGCUUUGAAAAUUGGAUUGAACGAGGAAUUAGAAAAUAAGAAAAAGCUUAUAAAAGAAGACCACAUAGCUAUGAAACAGGAAAUACAAGAGACAAAAUUAUCUAUAAAUAAAUAUAUGACUGAACGUGCUGCAAUGCGAAAGAAUAUACAAAAGUCUAAAAUAACUUUAGAAAAUAUUUCAAAUAAAGAAAUAAACGAUUUGAAAAGAACUUUAGAAGAGAAAAGACGAUUGAGAGCACAAUUUACCAAAUAAAACAUAAUUUAUUUGUUUUUUGAUUUAGUCAUUGUUGUUGUUGUGAUUUUUUAUUGAUGAAAGUUUUAUUAUUGUUGUUAGUUAGUGAAAUAAAUAAUUAUUCGAUAA